Messenger RNA from Cynocephalus volans (Philippine flying lemur), 6319 nucleotides. RefSeq names its product major facilitator superfamily domain containing 4B (gene SLC60A2). The record is from RefSeq and is a predicted model, not a curated record. Lineage: Eukaryota; Metazoa; Chordata; Mammalia; Dermoptera; Cynocephalidae. Gene Ontology annotation, biological process: transmembrane transport.
CCGCUUUGCGGGAGUCGUCGAGCUGGAGUUGGAACUGGAGUUCCAAGGGGCUGGGGCCCCGGCUGCCGGGCAGCGGCUUCUCCAGGCCGAGGCCCCGGCGGAGAAUGAGCCGGCGGCGGCGGCGGCGGGGUCCCAGAGGGGCGGCCGGGCCGCGAGCGUGCUGCGUUGGUUCACCACCGUGAUGGCGUUUGCCGCCUUCCUGGGGCUGGGAAUGAGUGUUGCUAUACUGGGACCCACGUUUCAAGAUUUGGCAACAAAUGUGAACCGAAAUAUCAGUAGUCUUUCUCUAAUUUUUGUGGGCCGUGCCAUUGGGUAUUUGACAGGUUCUGUGAUUGGUGGAGUUCUUUUUGACUUUAUGAAUCAUUUUUUACUUUUGGGGAUAUCACUGUUGGCUACCACAGCUGGUCUUUAUCUUGUUCCUUUUUGCAAGACAGCAGUAUUGCUGAUUGCCAUGAUGUCUGUCUUUGGUGUUUCACUUGGCUUUCUGGAUACAGGUGGUAAUGUCCUUAUCUUGGCUCUUUGGGGGGACGAAGGAGCCCCACAUAUGCAGGCCUUACACUUCAGUUUUGCCUUGGGUGCCUUUUUGGCGCCACUGCUGGCUAAAUUGGCAUUGGGCACAACAGUGCCUGCUGAAAACCACACAGAGUCUGACUUUCACCGUCCUCUCUGCAACCGAUCAUCUGAAGCUGACUCAGAAUGUCUAUUUGGAGCACCUGACGAUUUGAAUUUACUGUGGGCUUAUGCUGUUAUUGGUACUUACAUUUUGAUAGUUUCUAUCUUUCUUUUUAUUUUGUUUUUAAAGAGAAGCUCAAGGCAGGAAAAAGCAAAACUAUCUGUUCAGAUGUCCCGAAGAGCUAAAUAUCACAAUGCCCUUCUCUGUCUCCUUUUUCUGUUCUUCUUUUUUUAUGUUGGAGCUGAGGUAACAUAUGGCUCUUACAUUUUCUCAUUUGCAACCACCCAUGCUGGUAUGAAAGAAAGUGAAGCGGCUGGGUUGAACUCCAUCUUCUGGGGGACUUUUGCAGCCUGCAGAGGCCUGGCAAUCUUUUUUGCUACAUGUUUGCAGCCUGGAACCAUGAUUGUGUUGAGCAACAUUGGCAGCCUGGUGUCAUCUUUAUUUCUGGUGCUCUUUGACAAGAACCGAAUUUGUCUCUGGGCAGCAACUUCAGUGUAUGGGGCCUCAAUGGCAACCACGUUUCCCAGUGGAGUUUCUUGGAUUGAGCAGUACACAACCAUCCAUGGGAAAUCUGCAGCAUUUUUUGUAGUUGGUGCUGCCCUGGGAGAAAUGGCUAUUCCUGCCAUGAUUGGAAUUCUUCAAGGAAAACACCCUGAUUUGCCUGUAGUCCUGUAUACCUCUUUGGGGUCAUCAAUAGCCACUGCGAUUUUAUUUCCUGUGCUGUAUAAAUUAGCCACCGCACCUCUUGAUCGCCAGCGAAAAGGAAAGAGAAAGACUGAGGACCAGAAAGCUUUGCUUUCUAGCUCUGGGCUGAAUGACUAUGAGGAUGAGAACGAAGAGGAGGAUGCAGAAAAAUGGAAUGAAAUGGAUUUUGAAGUGAUUGAAAUGAAUGAUACAAUGAGGCAUUCUAUAACAGAGACAUCUAGAAAUGUUUUGAUGGAGCCCACAGCAGCUGAAGUCUCUAACCAAUUCCUCUCAAGUGCAUUGGUGUUUGAAUCCUCUGCAGCCAACACUGGCAACUCACUUGUGAACCACUUGCCAGAAACCAGGACAAAAGGGACUAACACUUAGAAAAGAUGGAUCACUUACUGACUUCCUUAAAUAAUCACUUCUGAAGAGUCCAGUAAGAGCAGAGCAUUACCAGAUUUUCAGCAUGCUUUGGGGAUCAAAAUUUUAGGUCCGAUUAUACAGCAAAUGCUAAAAAGUUUUGAAAUGUUCUGUAAUUCCAAGACUCUUCCAUAAAUAACCAAAUGGUCUCAGAUAGUAAGAUCUUGUUAUGAGGCUAGUGUUUGGCAUGUGGCUGAUCAGGUAAUAUUUUGUGGCCUUUACUCCUCAGAGCAUGCAAAGAAGGCAUUUGUUUUUGAGAAGUUGGGUACUGUUCUAAUAGAAUGAAACCAUGUAGGAGUUGAAUUGAUUUGCUGAACAAAGUAUCAGACAUCAGAAUUUUGCCAGGGAAGUUGAAGAGUAGUUUCAUGAAAGAGCAUUGGAAAUGACAGAUAAGUUUUACUAAUUGUUUUAUCUUAUCUGUAGGGUUGAACCAAAAAAUGCUACUGACUUAAUUGAUUUCUGUUAUCUGUGAAGAGAACAUAGGACAGGGCCCAAGCGACCUGGCCUCAAAGUUUGGUCUGCCUUCACUCUCUGUGCACAGUCACUUAAUGUAGGCCUCAUUUAUCUCAUCUUCUGAUCAUCUCUGAUUCUAGAAAUGCAAGUCAGAUGAUUUCCAAAUUGGGAAUCCAUACGUUUUGAAGUUUGUGCAAGACAUCUGCUAGAAAUUAAUGUUAAGUGCCAGCUCAUUCUUCAUUUCAAGUGAGAAAUGAAACAAAGAUGAUAAAUAGCUUUAAGAAUGGACUACUGAUUGUGAAUACAUGUCAAUUUAAUAUACUUGAUGUUUAAUACUUUAUUUGAAUAAUUAUCUGAAGGACACAUUUUUUAGUUCUAAGACAUAACCUUUUUUUCCCCCACAUUUUUAACAUCUCUGAAGUCAGGAUAUGUCUUACAGUUAAUAAUCAUUUAACAUUGUGACAAAGUUUAUUUGACAGACUUUUCCAUAUACAUACAUACAAUAAUGUUGCAUUUUACAAUCAGUGUCUUAGAUUCAGUGAAAUAUAGUAAUUCAUUCAGUUAUGGAGAUUAUUCUAUAUAGACAUUUUUAAAAGAAGAAUUAUUUUUAAAUGCUUAUUUUCUUUUUAUGUUCAAAUGGAAUUUGGAGACACUAUGUUCUGAUUUUAAAAGGUGUUUCAGAGUUGCUACAUUGGUAGUAGGGCUUUAGACGGGGUCUUUUUUUUUUUUUUUUUUUUUGAGGUCUUUGCCUCCCUCAGUAACAGAGACUGGUCUGAGUCCUGCUGUUCCAAGAUUUGAUCCUCACCAGGUUUGGAUGGUAAUCAUAUUGUAAGCAAUGUAAAUCAGGCUACAAGUUUAAUGUAAUGAGUCACAGUUUUUUCCAGUAAUUGGAAUACUUCUGUCACCCAUCCAGGGCUUCUCCUUCCUGAGUUUGAAAUACCUGGGAAAUCCAGAGUAAAGAUUAGAAGGUGGCGUGGUGGCUUAGGAGUCAGAGAUCAGAAAGAGUUCUUUAUGUGAUUAUAAAACUGGUGUGGGCUGUCCUUUGAUAAGUGACUAGCAUUGAUGACAGAGUUCGUUUUCUUCCUCCCAAGUUUUAUGCUGAAUAACAUAUAAUUUCUACCUGAUUGGAGUAUGUCUGCUUUCUCUUAUCUAAUUUCUAUAGAUUUGCCUUUGUUUUGUCUUAAGUGAAAUAUAGCACCUUAUAUGCCUGCCACAAUAUUGGUUCAUGUUAACAACCAACAACUUUAGAGAGGGCUGGAGGAGAAAUUAACAGUAAAAAGCCUCUUGCUCUUUUUUUUAACUAUACUUUUCCCUUAGCUAGAAAUUGAAAAUUACCUCUGCUCCAUCACUACUGCUUUUUCUCAGGUUAUUGGAAUUUAGGCAGUAGCAGUUAUUUGGCAGCUGGGAGGCUUGCUAGCACAGGAUUUCUACCUUCAGCACCUACUUUUAGAGGGUAGAAGAUACAGCUCAGGGAGAAAAGGAUGGUGAUAAGAACAUGGCAGAAAAUUCUGAAAUCCAUACUGCAUAAUUUACUAGGGUUCCAUAAACCAAAAUGUGAAUGUCCAUAUGAGAUCACAGGCAUUGUUAAAGUUUGGUCAUGUAUUUCCAUAUUGGAAGGAAAAGACAGUACAGUUCCAAGAGGUAGCAUUCAUCCUAAUGAUCAGUUCUUAGGUAAGUAUGUGCUGAUAUACGAGUAACCAGUACCCAAGUUUUCUAUUGCUGAGUAACAAAUUACCACAAAUUUAGCAGCUUAGAACAACAGACAUUUAUUAUCUCACAGUUUGUGUGGGUGCAGGUCUAGUGGGAAGAAUAAGGUCUCAGACAAUCACGCAAGGUGUUUCCAAGAAGGAUUUAUUUCCUAUUGUACUAGAAGUUAACAGGUGUCUGGGGUCAGAAAGUUUGUGAUAGAUACCUUAUCACAUGCCAUAAUAUAAUUUGUCAUGGCCUUUAAGGAAUGCCUGGUCUGACUGGGUCAUGACAGUAGACAGUGGUGCUGUCUCCAAGAGAAGAUUUGGGCCUCCCUUUUGUAUAUAGGAAGCAACUGAGGCUGGUGAGCUUGGUUGUCAGUUGGCGUUUGAACUAGGUUAAACUUGAGUUGGAUUUUUAUUUAGGUAUAAAUAGUUUUAUGUUUAAUGAUUUAAAAUUUUAUCAGAUUGAAAUUUUCACAGUUAAAAAGAACCCUAUUUUCCAGCAUUUUUUUUUUUUUUUUUUUUUGGUGUGGUUAUUUUAAUUUUGUCUUGUCUUCUAUUUCUGUCUUGUUUAUUUCUUUUAAUUUUUUCAGGGAAGAUUUGUUCUUACACUGUGUUUAUUAAAUCCUUGUAUAUUGUUUUUGUGUCUUCUAUUUGGCUUAGAUUUUAAAUUGCAGAAUGCAUGUACUAUCUGGUCUCUAAAUUUAUUGCAGCUUGCCUUUGAUUCAUUUAGUUGUGGGUUAGUGAAUAGCCUGUGGAAGUGUUUUGAAGUUGUUAAAUAACAUGAGUAGCGUAAGGGGUUGGGCUUUUUCAGCUUCUGAAGAACUUGUUGAGAUUAUAAGGUGCAUUUUUAAAACACGAUUUUAUUUUUAAUUGUGGUGAAAUGUACAAAACAAAAUUUACCUUUUAACCAUUCUUAAGUGUACAAUUUAGUGCACUAAUUGCAUCUAUGUUGUUGUGCAGCCGUCACUGCCAUCCAUCCACAGAACAUUUUUCAUCUUGCAAAAUGGAAAUUCUGUGCCGACUAAACAAUAAUUCUACAUUCUACCCACCCACCGGCUCCUGGCAAUCACCAUCCUACUUUCUUUGUCUAUGAAUUUGAUUACUCUAUCUCAUAUAAGUGGAAUCAUACACUACUUGUUCUUUUGUUACUAGCUUCUUUCACUUACUGUAAUUUUUAAAAAAUUUUUAUUUAUUGAAUCAAAAUUGAUUAUACAUAUUUUGAGGGUUGAACAUUGAGAUAUGUUGAUUAAAUCAAUAUUACUAGCUUAUAUAUUAUUACAAAUUGUAAUUAUUCUUUAUGCCCCUUGUCCAAUCUGUCCCCUUUCCCCAUUCCCUCCCCCCUCCCCCCUCUAAUUGCCCUCGAUUUCUUCUCUCCUUCUGAAAGAAUAAUGGUUACUCUGUUAAUUUGUUGCCUAGAUGAUCUGUCCAAUGCUGAGAUGUGAUCAGGUCCCCCAGUAUUAUCAUAGAGCAGAUGCUUCUUCUGUCACUCUGAAAUGAGUUUCAUGGAAAGAGACAUCCUCUUGUUUUCUUUGUCUCUGCUGGUGACUCUUCUUGUGUGAAUGCAAUCGAGUGGCUGGCAGACCAUCUGCGUGGUGGUUGUGGUGUCUAGCCACUUUUGUGGCAGCCAUGGUUAUUGUGGUGGUUGUGGUGGGCCACCCACGUGGAAGAGCUGUUUUUGGUAUGCUCCUUGGCACUGGCAGUAUGCCUAGUUGUGGGGUGUGUUUGGUCCCCUUUUCCAUGCCUCUGGUCCCUGGGCAGGCCCCAAGGCACUGGUGCCAUGUGCCUGGUUGUGGGAGGGGCGGCCAGUCCCCUUCUCUAUGUCCUGGGUCCCCAGGUGGGCCCCGAGGUGCGGUACUGAUGUGCCUGGUUGUGGGAGGAGGGUCUGGUUCCUGGCUCCAUGCUUUGGGUCACUGGGCGGGACCCAAGGUGCUGGCUUGGUGUGUCUUGUUGUGGGAGAGAAGUCCGGUCCCCUUCUCCAUUCUCUGGGUCCUUGGGUAGGCUCUGAGGUGCUGGCAUGUUGUGCCUGGUUAUGGGAGAGAGGUCUGAUCCCCUUCUUCAUGCCCUGGGUCCCUGGGUGGGCUCCGAGGGGCUGGCAUGUUGUGCCUGGUUGUGGGAGGGUGGUCCAGUCCCCUUCUCUGUGCCCUGGGUCCCUGGGUGGGCCCUGAGGUGCUGGCCUGGUGUGCCUGGUUGUGGGAGAGAGGUCCAUCCCCUUCUUUGUGCCUUGGGUCCCCGGGCUGGCCCCGAGGCACUGGCGCAGUUUGCCCGGAAGUGGGAGUGGGGUCCAGUCCCCGGAUCCAAGCCUCCAGUUCCCGGGCAGGCCCCAAGGUGCUGGUGGUGUGCCUGGGCUGGAACUAAUUUUUUGUCCUUUGCUUAUAACACGGGGGAGCUUCCUGUG